Bursaphelenchus okinawaensis is the source of this 958-nucleotide messenger RNA. The record is from the annotation of a GenBank genome assembly. Lineage: Eukaryota; Metazoa; Nematoda; Chromadorea; Rhabditida; Aphelenchoididae.
AUGCUUUUAUCUUCUUUAAUAAACGACUCUCUAUCACAAGCUAAUGCCACAGUAUCAUCGACGACAGUUGUUGCUAAUCCUUUAUCAACAACGGUGUUUCCGGCUGCACCUUUACCUCCAUUUUCCGCAACAACUUUGUUUCCACUUCAAAAUGCGUUGUCAUUGAAUGCUGAUAUAUUGAGGUUGAAUGGAGUGCAUCUGAAUGAUGAAGACAAUGAUUUUAGAAUAAAGAACGAGGCUGAGGAUCAGGUAGGGGGGAGGAUUUUGGAUUUUGAAGGCGGUUUUUAAAAAAGUUUUUUGAUUUUUAAAUUAGAAAUAUUAAUAAAAUAAAAAUUUUCUUGUGUUUUUGUUAUUUUAUACUGUUUUAACGUGCAAAAACGUCAUGACUUAUUAUUAUUCCAACCUAAAUCACCUUCCAUCUUUUAGCCCCUAGACCUCUCAACCAAGAAAACCCCUCGCUGUACCCCAGAACCUUGUUCAUCAACACGAAUAUCAGUGAUUAAGUCCCCAUCAGUUGGUGUUAAACGCUCAACCUCUUCAGUAUCGUAUCGUUCAGCUCCGGAUUCUGAUGUUUCCGAGCAUUUCAGACGCUCGUUGAGUGGUAAAUGGCCAAGACGAACUCAAUAUAGCUAUAAUGGAGGGGACAGCGAUAGCAAAAGGACGUCUGCAUCUAGUACACCUAGUGCUAUUAGGUCACCUGCAGCUACUAGGAAACAGAGGACUUCUAAGAUCAUUAUUAAUGAAGGAGAAGGUAGGGUGAUGUUUUUACUGGAUAAAAAAUGUAUUUUAGAGUUUCAGUUCCUACCUACAUGUAGUAUAUUAUAUGUAGCUAUAUUAUCUGUACUAAUCAAUACCUUUUUCAGUAGAAGAUCACUUCCGAAAAGCGUUGGGCGAAGAAGCCUUUAACUUAUUCAAAUUAGGACAACAAACCAAACCCCGGUCGAACUCAGCUCGAUAA